This is a messenger RNA of Staurois parvus, 357 nucleotides long. The record is from the annotation of a GenBank genome assembly. Lineage: Eukaryota; Metazoa; Chordata; Amphibia; Anura; Ranidae.
GCAGGGGCAGACUGACCAUUUGGAAACUUGGGUACUGCCCCAGUCCCAGGGUCAGUAGGGGACCCCAUGAGAUGUCCCUGGUACCUUUUUCAUAGGCUUUUUUGAGUUUGUGCAAGGACACAGGGGCCCCAUGAUCCCCUAUUGCCCAGGGGCCCAUGAGUUGUCAGUCCGCCCCUGGUCAGAAAUCAUCUUUUGUCAAACGUGUAAGCAAACACUAAACUACUUCAGGCAGUUUUUUUUCCAUUUCUUUCUAUAUAAUAGAAAAAGGCCAAACCUUUCAUAGGCUUUUUUGGGUGUGGUUUGAGUGUGGGCGAGGACACAGGGGCCCCAUGAUUCCCUAUUGCCCGGGGGCCCCAU